AUGGGUGCGCGAGAUGUUGGUAUAAAUAGGAGAAUCAUACUUUGUAUCCGGGUCCGGCUCUUCUACGGAAAGCCAAAGGCCUCGAAGUCUGUGUCCAGGUCUCAGAAGGCUGGUCUACAGUUCCUAGUGGGUAGGAUUGCUAGGUUCUUGAAGGCUUGCAAGAAUGCCGAGCGUGUUGGUGCCGGAGCUCCGGUCUAUCUCUCUGUUGUCCUUGAAUACCUCGCUGCUGAGGUAUUGGAGUUGGCUGGGAAUGUAGCAAGGGAUAACACGAAGAAUCACAUAGUGCCAAGGCACAUUCAGCUUACAGUGAGGAAUGAUGAGGAGCUUAGUAGGCUUUUGUGUGGAUUCCAUUUUCCAAAUUAG
This is a messenger RNA of Ilex paraguariensis (yerba mate), 363 nucleotides long. The record is from the annotation of a GenBank genome assembly. NCBI's taxonomy places the organism in Eukaryota, Viridiplantae, Streptophyta, Magnoliopsida, Aquifoliales, Aquifoliaceae.